AUGGAAAAUGUUUUGGAGAAUACAAGUGUUACUGAUUACAUGUUUAAUGGUUGGCUCUCUGCAAACUCAAAGUAUCUUGAGGCACAAUCACUCACUUAUAGUCAAUUUGUAUCUAAAUUUGUUUACCACAAGAGAGAAAGGGAAUGGAGGCCCCGCAAAAAGGGAUUCACCAUUGGUAGAUUGAUAUGGGUUCCACCAACAACUGGUGAACUUUUUUACCUGCGGAUGAUGUUGACAGUAGUCAAAGGACCUACAAGUUAUGAAGAAAUUCGCAAGGUUGGUAACAGCCAAUAUGAAACAUUUAGAGAUGCAUGCUUCGCAAUGGGAUAUUUGGAAGAUGACAAAGAAUAUAUUGGUGCUCUCAAAGAGGCGCUGUUAAUUGGCCAGCAUAUGUUUGAAGGGAAUCAUGGGAACUGUUAUCUGAUGGUGUCUUACUUGCUCAAAGAAUUGGUUCUCACAGAAGCGGAAUUGCAAAAUUUGACGCUAAUUGAAAUUGAAAAGCUACUUCAAGAAAAUAAAAGGAGUCUAAAAUAUUUCAAACCAAUCCCUUAUCCGGAUGGAUAUGUUCUGCAACAAUUAGGUAAUAGACUGAUAUAUGAUGAACGCAAUUAUGAAAUUGCAAAAACAAAGACAAAAUUCACAAAUCUAAUUAGUGGACUUACAGGUGAACAAAGAGCUAUGUAUCAAAAAUUUAUGAGAGCCGUCGACUCACAAAAUGGUGCAGUCUUCUUCCUACAUGGUUACGGCGGGACUGAUAAGACAUACAUUUGGAGAACACUGGCAACAACAUUAAGGUCCAAGCAUGAUAUAUGUCUAACAGUCGUAACCAGUGGUAUAGCCUUAUUAUUGUUACCAGGAGGUAGAACUGCGCAUUCAAAAUUUAAGAUACCAGUGCCAACACUAGAUAAUUCUACUUGCAAAAUUGAGUACAAUGAUGAUGUUGGAGACCUUCUUAGACAAACUAAACUAAUUAUCUUGGAUGAGGCUCCAAUGGCACACAAGCAUGCUUUUGAAGCACUUGACAUAACUCUCAGAGAUGUAAUGUCUACAUACAGUAACUCAAAGGAGAUGUUUGGUGGAAAAGUUGUUGUUUUUGGAGGUGAUUUCAAACAGAUUUUACUUGUUGUCCCUCGAGGAAGUCGUUCAGAUAUUGUACAUUUUGCCAUAAAUGCUUCUUACAUAUGGAAUUGUGUUCAGUUUUCAGAAUGGUUGUUAAGAAUCGGCGAAGGAAAGGUAUCUGAGCCCAAUUACGGUGUUGCUGAUUUUGAAAUUCCACCCGACCUAUUGAUAACACAAUUCGAAGACCCAAUUGUCGCCAUUGUUGAUGCUACAUAUCCUGACUUUAUUCACAAUUAUCAUUUGAUACAUUACCUUAAGGGUCGAGCAAUUCUUGCUUCUACAUUAGAAAUUGUGGAAGAAAUAAACAAUCAUAUACUUGAAUUAAUGCCAGGAGACGUACGGGAUUACUACAACUCCAAUUCUGUUGAUAAGUCUGAAAUUAAUGACGACACAGUGGUAAAUAUCCUAACUCCAGAAUUUCUCUGUUCGAUCCGUACAUCUGGUUUUCCUACCCAUCAUUUAAAGUUAAAGGUUGGAACACCAAUUAUGCUCACGAGGAAUAUUGAUCAGUCUGAAGGCCUAUGUAAUGGAACAAGGUUGAUAGUAACAAAAUUGGGAACCCAUGUUAUUGAAGCUUCAAUAAUAGUUGGAAAGAACUCUGGCAAUCAGGUUUACAUCCCACGAAUGGAUAUGUGA
Molecule: messenger RNA, 1755 nt
Organism: Vicia villosa (hairy vetch)
Lineage: Eukaryota; Viridiplantae; Streptophyta; Magnoliopsida; Fabales; Fabaceae
Exons: 6
Coding region: 1-1755 (584 amino acids)
Biological process (GO): telomere maintenance; DNA repair
Molecular function (GO): DNA helicase activity
Source: RefSeq, a predicted model, not a curated record